Messenger RNA from Sitophilus oryzae (rice weevil), 747 nucleotides. RefSeq lists its product as uncharacterized. The coding region runs from base 322 to 747 and encodes 141 amino acids. Lineage: Eukaryota; Metazoa; Arthropoda; Insecta; Coleoptera; Curculionidae. The record is from RefSeq and is a predicted model, not a curated record. The transcript is spliced from 4 exons.
CUAAGGAACGUUACAAAUGCGGAUAUUGUAGUUCGGUUUUUCCCAGAACAUGCCAAAGGUAUACUGAUCACCAUUGUUUAGCCCAUUUUAAAGAAGGAGAUCAAAUUGUUGCAGAUGAAAAUAAUGCGCUGACUGUAGUGUCAAACGAUACAGAGCCAACGUUUCCGCGGAGAACAUUUCAGGGCUUGGAUUACGACAAUUUGGACGAAACUUUAAUAUAUUUAGUUCAAGAGAGGAGAGCCCUCUAUGAUUAUAGAGUCCCAUUGAAGGAGAGAAUCCAAGCCAAAAAAAAACAAUUUAUGGAGAGAAAUUUCAAACUGCAUGGGGAGGCACUUAACAGAUGAAGAGGCUAAAGCCAGAUGGAAAUAUCUAAGAGAUAGUUACACCAGAUGCCAUAAAAGAAUGACAAUAUAUAAACCGAGCGGUUCUGCUGCUGAGACAGAUAUGGAGCCCCCUUUUCGGUUCUAUAGACUAAUGUCGUUUUUAGAAGAUCUAACAUGUUCAACUCCUAAGAGAAUGGUAUCAUCCAUAUCAAACCGGCCUUCUUCUAGCAGUACUGCAUCUAGUGGCACUAGCGAAUCUCCGAAUCAGCAUGAGUCUUCCAAUCAGCAUGAGUCUCCCAAUCAGCAUGAGUCUCCCAAUCAGCAUGAGUCUCCCAAUCAGCAUGAAUCAGAUAUAUCGGUCUCUUCCUCUCCGUCUACAUCUCAAAAUAUGAAUAGUAUGAAAAAAGAGAAAACAAACGUGUGA